Apaloderma vittatum (bar-tailed trogon) is the source of this 1740-nucleotide messenger RNA. It is a transcript of the gene IL22RA1, whose product is annotated as interleukin 22 receptor, alpha 1. The coding region runs from base 1 to 1740 and encodes 579 amino acids. NCBI's taxonomy places the organism in Eukaryota, Metazoa, Chordata, Aves, Trogoniformes, Trogonidae. The transcript is spliced from 9 exons. Gene Ontology annotation, molecular function: protein binding. The record is from RefSeq and is a predicted model, not a curated record.
AUGACAGGAGAAAGUGACGAGUCUCUCCUGCAGCGCCCGCUCAGAGGCCGUUUGCUGCGGGUGGAUCCUGGUGGGAUCCUGCUCGACGCAGGCAGCUCAGGGCAGGGACGUGCUUGUCAGGGCAUUGUGACUACAGAGAGGUCAUCAUGUGUGAAACGUGCAGCGUUUUCUUCUAGAAACUUCGAGAACAUCCUGACGUGGGAAACUGAAGCAGAUAUUCCCCCUGGCACUGUAUUUGACGUCCAAUAUAAACAGUAUGGAGAAAAAUCCUGGCUCAACAAGCGUGAGUGCCAGAGCAUCACGCAACCCUUCUGCAACCUCACGCGCGAAACAGAAAACUUCACGGAGCAUUACUACGCCAGGGUGAGGGCCUCCGGCCAGAACUACUGCUCCUCCAGCUGGGUGCGCUCCGAGAGAUUUGAACCCAGAAAAGAGACUGUUAUUGGAGCACCACUAGUGGAGUAUAUUCCUUACGUACGGUCCAUAAAGUUUCUCAUACGGCCCCCCUACACUCCGCUGAGAGGCGAGGACGACCGCCAGCUCACCGUCGAGGACAUUUAUAGCAAAUUUGGUGCUGUUGAUUAUCACUUGACAAUAUUCAACCAAAGGACACACCAAAAGUGGAUAAAGAACGAGCACAACAAAGAAUUUGAAGUUUCCAACUUGGACCCAGACACUGAAUACAACGGAACAGUAUACAUAGCUCUCCUCCAGAGAAGCAGCAAAUCUCAAGUAUUUUGGGUUAAAACACUAGCAGACACCACGUGGCUUCUCUACUGCUUCGCGGCACUCGCGUUCAGUGCCGGGCUGGUGUUGGCUGCAAUAAGUUACGCGAUCUACAAAUACCUGAAGCGACACGGUGCACAGCCCAAGUCUUUGGACUUCCGAGGGAUUUCAUCAUUCCAGCCUCUCACGCUGACGGUGGAGCACAUCAUAAAGCCCAUCAGUUUAUCCAUCCCUUCGCUCCUCAUCCCUGAAACGCAGCUACCACGGAUCAGCCCCUAUGUGGACAGAGCACUGGAGCCACCGUGGCCUUCCCGUCCGGCAGAAACGGGCUACCAGCAACAGAUGGACGUAGCCACAUCGCGGCUGGCCGCUCAGCCCCCGCGCUCAGCGGGCGCAGCCCCCCCCGGGUCAGCGGCCGAGCAAAGCGCUCCAGCCGCCAUGGCCGGCAAAAUCCUGCCCCUAACCUACGGGGUGUGCGUCGAAGGCACGGACCAUGUUGACGAGAAGAAUUUGCAGCUGAUCCAAACGCUAAAGGAAGUUUCUCCAGAUGUUUUUGGUGGUGGAAAGGUCAUAGCCCAGCUGCUUGGCAAGAGCUGCAGCCACUGGGAUUACAAAGAGCAGAGGCCAAGCUGGGCGCUGUGGAACCGCAGCGGCACACACGAACCAGUUGUGUUACAGGGGAGCCCUGGGCAAACACAGCAAGCGCUGCUGCAGCCUGGCGGGAUGGAAAGGGAGGUGUACACAGCCCAGCUGUCACUGCCUUUGCUGGGACAGGGAGGGGGCUACAGGCGACAGGCAGCGGAACAGCCGCUGUUACCGGCCUCAGUGAAAGCUGACCUGGACUACGUUGCAGAGGACGAAUUGCUGUCAUCCCCACCAGCAACCCUCCUCUUCUCAGCCAGCGCUGGCAACUUCCCCAGAGAGAACGGCCCAGAGUGUGGCACUCCUCUCGCUACGCUGUUCAAAGAUUUGAACUUAAAAGUACUGUGGGAUGAAAACACAGAAUUUUGUUAG